This is a messenger RNA of Oikopleura dioica, 1515 nucleotides long. The record is from the annotation of a GenBank genome assembly. NCBI's taxonomy places the organism in Eukaryota, Metazoa, Chordata, Appendicularia, Copelata, Oikopleuridae.
AUGCGGGAAACCUUAGAUCGAAGUCGGCAACCCUUGGAAGAUAUUUCUAACAAGCUCGAAAAAGACUGUUUUGACGAAGGCGAGAAAGAAGAAGAAUGUAUCGUUGGACGACGGCAAAAGCUGUCCGAAUGUUCGGAAUAUGAACCUAUCCCCGACCAAGGCGAUACUUGCUCUGGAUUCGAUUUUGAGCAUCAUAUGUUCAGCGACGAUUCCAACUCGUCCGACUUUCGCUUUUCGCAAUCUUCCGUCGGAGAAGGAGAGUCUUUCUCCUCCUUGAAGAGCCCUUUGGUUUUCCCUGGUCCGACUCGCUCUUCUGGUCACAUGGAUUCCUCGGAGAAGGAAAAUUCUAGCGAGACGACGAUCGAUGAACCCUCUACCUCAAAUGUCUUCCCGGCGCCAGAAGAAUUCGAGCACGCUCGUGACGCUGCUCAUGUUUCUCGACCACCUGCAGAUUCGCUUUUUCUAACUCCAACGAGCAAAUCGGUGCCUUUUCAAGGGUUCUCGCCGUCUUCACAAGAUUCCUCCUUCCUUCAGUCUCCAGGCGACACUGGAAUUACUUCCGAAGAAGAACUUGCCACAGGCGACGAAGAGGAAGAAGAGGAAAAGAACGAAUGCCCCGAAACCGUCGAGGAAAGGGCAACCGAGUCUUCAACGAUUAUUGACGAUGAAGAUGUCAAGAUGCCAUCGAUUACCAGCGUCGAAGUCGUCAAGCGAGGGAGAGCCACCUUUCAAGAAGUUCAAGAAAUUUCAUUUCGAUUUCAAAAAGAAGUCGAGAAAACAUUCAUCGAGCCUGCAGAAUUUUACAAGCUCAUUCGUGGCGAUUUCUCAGAUCAGCCAUUCAAAAAUAUGCUCGUUCUCGAUUGCCGAUACGGCUACGAACAUAAAGCUGGUCAUUUCAAAGGAGCAAUCAACUCCAACUACGGUGGGGAAGCUGACUGGAAACAAGUCCUGCUCAAACACACAUUUGACGACUCGAAAAUCGAUGGCCAAAACACAGUCAUCGUUUUUCACUGUGAAUUCUCACAGAAGCGAGGACCCAAAGAAAGGGAGUGGUUCCGUGGACACGAUCGUGCUGUCCACAAGUGGCCCAUGCUCGCCUUCCCCUUUACUCGAGUGCUUAAAGGGGGUUUCAAAGGAUUCUGGAGGGAUUACCCCAUUGAAGAAGUUCCAGCGGGCAUCUACGUCGCCUCGAACGAAGGACGGGCGCCAAUGUACGUCGCUGAGCUAGAUGCAAAUCAUAGAAUCGAGCAGAGGGAUUCGCAUAGACACGAAAAAAUACGCGAACGUGCAGAGAGAAAAGCGAGAGAAAGACGACGCGCGGUACGGGCGUACCACACGAAUUGCCCUGUUGGACCAGCUGGUGAGACCCAAGUCAAGAUCAAGCCCAUUCCUUUUGGGGGAUCUCCAGACACCCCUUAUCGGCACACGCGAAGCCGAGACAGAAUUUCGCGAUCGAAGACGAUCGCCCCUGGACGAGGUGUAAGCAGUAAAUCUACCUCGAAGAAGCUCUUCUAA